AUGUCCACUAUAUCUUCUCCCCGGCACUCUGUUGCCUCUUCUCGUGCCCAAUCUCCAGCUCCCCCCUCUUCGCGUCCGUCACUCGAUAUACUAAAUAACAAUCAUGGCGGUGGACUGAGCACCUCGUCGACUCCGUCCACGGCGCGGGCACUCUCACCUAACCCCAAUCCCCGACGGAACCGCUCUGCCCUCCGGGAUUACUACAACCUCAAGCCUCCAGGCUCAGAACCAGGUCCACAUGGCUCAACAAAUCGCUCACGCAGUGUUCCCCGCACAGACGCGGGGGACAUGUCUCAGCCGACGACGUUGGAGUCAGGGACGGAGCUGGACAGUGCCGAUUUCGACCCACAACGCUACGUGGACCAUUUGCUAUCUACCUCUUCGCUGCUGACUAUUCUCAAAGCCGAGAAUACUCUGGUGGGAGAUAUACGUACUCUGGACGGGGAGAGGAAAGCGCUUGUGUAUGACAAUUACUCUAAGUUGAUCAGGGCUGUUGAGACUAUUGGGAAGAUGCGUCGGAGUAUGGAUGAUCGGAGUGCUCCGUUGACUAUGACCAAGACUUUGGGCCCGGCAAUUGCCUUUGUCGCUGAGACUGCCGGUGGUCUGAUUAAGGAGGGGGAGGAGCUUCGGAAACAGAUCAAAGAAGCUAGAUCCGCCGAGCCAUCAAAUAAGAUGGCUGAGAAGGAGACUGUGAGGUGGGUGCUUGCGGCGCCGGAGAGGUUGGAGAAGCUCAUAUCUGAAAAUAAAAAGGAGGAUGCAGAAAAUGACUGGAAAGAGGUUCAACAUCUACUUGAUGCUUGGGGUCAGGUUAAGGGUGUCGAUGAAGUCCGACAGGCUUGUAAAAAAGUCAUGGAAAAGGCUCGUCAAGGAGAGGAAUGA
Messenger RNA from Penicillium taxi, 879 nucleotides. Its product is annotated as COG1/VPS51 family protein. The coding region runs from base 1 to 879 and encodes 292 amino acids. NCBI's taxonomy places the organism in Eukaryota, Fungi, Ascomycota, Eurotiomycetes, Eurotiales, Aspergillaceae. The record is from RefSeq and is a predicted model, not a curated record. Gene Ontology annotation, cellular component: EARP complex; membrane; GARP complex. Gene Ontology annotation, biological process: lysosomal transport; retrograde transport, endosome to Golgi; endocytic recycling. The transcript has a single exon.